AUGGAGCAAAUCGCUGCACGGCCCACCGCUUCCAGACAGAAAGAACAAAUGCGCUACAUGCCAGUUGGAAUGUACAAGACUCUGACCCUGGACCGUCUCCAAAUCCGCCCCUGCACCCCCUUUGUCUGGUCUGGAGGCGCCGACGCAGAGGAGCAUUCACAGCAGCUAUCAGACCGGCAGAUGCAGGCAUCAUUAGGCUCAUUGCUCGGGUCUGUGCGCGCCGGACCGAAGCGUUUGAUUACUGUAACAGCACAGAAUCACUGUUUGUGGGAGAAGAAAGCAUCGGAUUCAAAGCACACGCAUUUGUUGAGAACUCCUGUAUUGUGUGUUGUGUUUGCAGGCGGACUCAGAGGCGCUUCAAUCGUGGAUUCUCUGGACACGCUGUACAUCAUGGGUCUGAUGGAGGAGUAUGAGGAAGCCAAGGAAUGGGUCCAAAACAACCUGGACCUGAACUCGAAUGGAGAGGCGUCACUGUUCGAGGUGAACAUCCGUUACGUUGGCGGACUUCUCUCUGCGUACUACCUGACGGGAGCUGAGAUAUUUAAGCAGAAGGUGAUGGAGCUGGGCGAGAAGUUGUUACCCGCCUUCAACACGCCCACCGGCAUUCCCAGAGGAGUCAUUAACCUGGGCAGUGGCACCAGCUGGAGUUGGGGCUGGGCAUCGGCCGGAAGCAGCAUCCUGGCCGAGUUUGGCACGCUGCACCUGGAGUUCCUUCACCUGUCCCAGCUGUCCGGAAACCCCCUGUUCACUGAGAAGGUGAUGAACAUCCGAAAGCUGCUGAACAAAAUCGAGAAGCCUCACGGUCUGUAUCCCAACUUCCUGAGUCCUGUCAGCGGCAACUGGGUACAGCAUCACGUGUCUAUCGGAGGUCUUGGGGACAGUUUCUACGAGUACCUGAUCAAAUCCUACCUGAUGUCAGACAAGACGGAUCAGGAGGCCCAGAAGAUGUACUACAGCGCCAUGGAGGCCAUCGAGACGAACCUGGUGCAGAAGUCUCCAGGUGGCCUGACGUACGUGGCCGAGUGGCGAGGAGGAAUCCUGGACCAUAAGAUGGGGCAUCUGGCCUGUUUCUCCGGCGGGAUGAUUGGCAUCGGCGCUGACGACGGGCCGGCGGGACAGAAGCAGCAUUACCUGGACCUGGCCGCGGAAAUCACUCACACCUGCCACGAGUCCUACAGCCGCUCAGCCACCAAACUUGGUCCGGAGGCGUUCCGCUUCGAUGCAGGAGCCGAGGCCACAGCCACCCGACUGAGUGACCGCUAUUACAUCCUGAGGCCAGAGGUCAUCGAGAGCUACAUGUACAUGUGGCGUUUGACCCACGACCCCAAAUACAGGGAGUGGGGCUGGGAGGCCGUGGAGGCGUUGGAGAAGCACUGUCGUGUAGACGCGGGUUUCUCAGGAAUCAGAGACGUGUACGCCUCCACAGUCAGUCACGACAACAUGCAGCAGAGCUUCUUCUUGUCCGAGACACUCAAAUACCUGUACCUGCUGUUCUCGGACGAUGAUCUCCUGCCGCUGGAGGACUGGGUGUUUAACACGGAGGCUCAUCCGCUGCCCGUUAUACGCAAGAGAUGCCUGCAGGAGCACAGCGCCACACAAGACCAUGGACAGACCAACCUGGAGUAGUAUUUACCAUUACACACACACACACACACACACACACACACACACGGAUUCAACCUCACGGGUCCUGACAUGGAUUCUCAGCUCCUUUCCUGUAAAGGAUCUCUUCAUACAUAUAUAUAUAUAUAUAUAUAUAUAAAUAUACGCUGUGAUUGUAUAUCUCUGAGCCGAGGCUUCCCACUCUCCUCGGCGGGCGGAAGCCGGCGCAAUUUUCUGUGGAAAAUCAGUGAAAC
Messenger RNA from Sinocyclocheilus rhinocerous, 1856 nucleotides. RefSeq names its product mannosyl-oligosaccharide 1,2-alpha-mannosidase IA-like. Gene Ontology annotation, cellular component: extracellular exosome; Golgi membrane; endoplasmic reticulum. Lineage: Eukaryota; Metazoa; Chordata; Actinopteri; Cypriniformes; Cyprinidae. Gene Ontology annotation, biological process: carbohydrate metabolic process; mannose trimming involved in glycoprotein ERAD pathway. The transcript is spliced from 12 exons. The coding region runs from base 1 to 1626 and encodes 541 amino acids. Gene Ontology annotation, molecular function: mannosyl-oligosaccharide 1,2-alpha-mannosidase activity; calcium ion binding. The record is from RefSeq and is a predicted model, not a curated record.